Molecule: messenger RNA, 733 nt
Organism: Stegodyphus dumicola
Lineage: Eukaryota; Metazoa; Arthropoda; Arachnida; Araneae; Eresidae
Product: HEAT repeat-containing protein 6
Molecular function (GO): protein binding
Source: RefSeq, a predicted model, not a curated record
GUCACUGAAGAUAUGCUUUUAAACAUUGCAAAAUUGAUACCUCCAGGGAAUGACCAUAUCACAUCAAAAUUUAGUAGUCUGAUCUACUUCUUGAUCAUAAAACAGAAGGUAGUUUUCCAUGCUACAUGUAUUGAGUCCCUUAGUUCAUUUAUGAUUUCAGCAAUUAGAAUGUCUGGUGAGUGGGUUUUAAAUGAUCUACUCAUUACUCUUUCAGCCUUGCUAUCUGGAAAUGCAGAUAAAGUAGUUACGCUUCAUGAGAGUCUAAUUGGCAAGAAUGGAGUUUUGGUGCAAUUACUGAUUCCGUCUAAGUUUGAUAAAAGCGUUCACUUUAAUGCUUUUAAUUGUCUGCAUAGUCUUCUUGUGAAAAAACUCGGUGAAAGUUUCAUUCAAGAUGACUUACUGAAUAUUGCUUACAAAAAGUGUGUAUCGUUUUUGCAAGUUGAGGCAUUUGCAAAUAAUAUUUCAGAUAUUGCUUCACUUAAGAUAUUAAUAUGCAUAUUAAAGUGUUUACAACAGAUAUUCAUAUCCAAAAAUGUAAAAAUUGAGAAUUUUGGAGAACUGCUUGGAAUUUUAAAAAUUCAGAGACUCAAAACCCCAAAAUUACUGAGUGAGUUAGAACUGGGUGAGAAAAAGCCAUCUCAACUGCUGUGUGAGAUGCGCAAUUUGGUGGGCAAUAAAGUAACAGAUACUUUCCUAAAAACAUUGUGGCUACAACAUUUAUCUGUUAAUAUGG